AUGUUCCAGAGAGAAUUUGCUCUCCAUUUGGUUGCAAAACCAGGAGACAAGCUAUACAGCAGACUUUCCAUUAAUACCCAGUUAUUAGCACGAGUGGAUCAUCUGAUGAAAGUUGGGAAGAAUAACUUCAGACUUCCACCAAAAGUUGAGUCAAGUGUGGUAAGGAUAGAACCUCAGAACCCACCACCACCUAUCAAUUUCCAGGAAUGGGAUGGUCUAGUGAGGAUAACAUUUGUGAGGAAAAACAAGACUCUGUCUGCCACGUUUAAGUCAAGUGCUGUGCAACAGCUUUUGGAAAAAAAUUACCGAAUUCACUGUUCAGUCCAUAAUAUUGCAAUACCAGAAGAUUUCGGCAUUGCAGAUAAAAUACAGAAAAUCCUAACGGAUACAGGUUUUAGUGACAAACAGGCCCGUUCCAUGGACAUAGAUGACUUCAUUAGAUUGCUACAUGGAUUCAAUGCGGAAGGCAUCCAUUUUUCUUAGGCAGAUUAAAAAGAGGAUAUUCCAUACUUAACAAGAAACUGUAAUUUUACUUUCUUGG
Messenger RNA from Trichosurus vulpecula (common brushtail), 541 nucleotides. RefSeq names its product probable dimethyladenosine transferase. Gene Ontology annotation, molecular function: rRNA (adenine-N6,N6-)-dimethyltransferase activity. Lineage: Eukaryota; Metazoa; Chordata; Mammalia; Diprotodontia; Phalangeridae. The record is from RefSeq and is a predicted model, not a curated record. Gene Ontology annotation, biological process: rRNA methylation. The transcript has a single exon. Gene Ontology annotation, cellular component: mitochondrial matrix. The coding region runs from base 1 to 483 and encodes 160 amino acids.